Messenger RNA from Strigops habroptila (Kakapo), 3205 nucleotides. RefSeq names its product solute carrier family 25 member 44 (gene SLC25A44). NCBI's taxonomy places the organism in Eukaryota, Metazoa, Chordata, Aves, Psittaciformes, Psittacidae. Bases 441 to 1382 code for a protein of 313 amino acids. Gene Ontology annotation, molecular function: branched-chain amino acid transmembrane transporter activity. The transcript has 5 exons. Gene Ontology annotation, cellular component: mitochondrion. The record is from RefSeq and is a predicted model, not a curated record. Gene Ontology annotation, biological process: branched-chain amino acid catabolic process.
CAUUCCAAGCUUGGUUAAUGCACCCAGUGAGAACCAAGUGGUGGAACCACCAAGAGUCUUGUCUCGGAGAAGCACUUGGUGGUGACGGGGAGAGCAGUGGUAGCGCCCUGGGGCAGGGGGGGUCUGCUGCAGGAGGCUCUGCCUCCCCAACCCGCAGCUCCUGGUGCUCUGAAUGCUGCCAAAGCCGGGAGGAAGGCACUCUGUGAGGGUGGACUUUGCUCACAGGAGCCUGGAACUGAAAAUUGAUGUCCUGACAUCUCAGAGCAUCCCAAAUCCGGAAUGACUGGGGAGAAGCUGCUUUCGUUGACUACUUGGAUUCCUGCGUGUCUGUUCAGAGAUGCCAGCACUUCCCAAUCUAGCCACUGGUGCUGAGCUUGGAUCUGCUCUGUCCUGCUGAGGUAGGUCUGGGCCAUCCCACCUCUCCUGGCCUCCAAGGAGUCAUGGAGGACAAACGCAACAUCCCCAUCAUUGAGUGGGAGCACUUGGACAAAAGGAAGUUCUACGUGUUUGGGAUCUGCAUGACGAUGAUGAUCCGCGUGAGCGUUUACCCCUUCACGCUCAUCCGCACCCGGUUACAGGUUCAGAAGGGCAAGAGCUUGUACAAGGGGACUUUUGAUGCCUUUGUGAAGAUCCUGCAGACAGAAGGGACAGCCGGGCUCUAUCGUGGCUUCUUGGUCAACACCUUCACCCUCAUCUCAGGCCAGUGCUACGUGACGACCUACGAGCUCACCCGCAAGUACGUGUCGCGCUACAACAACAACAACGCUGUCAAGUCUCUGGUGGCGGGGGGCUCGGCCUCCCUGGUGGCCCAGAGCAUCACGGUGCCCAUCGAUGUCAUCUCCCAGCACCUCAUGAUGCAGAGGAAAGGGGAGAGCAUGGGCAGGUUCAAGGUGCAGAACCAGGAUGGCAAACGGCUCUUGGUCUUUGGCCAAACCAAGGACAUCAUUGUACAGAUCUUCAAGGCCGAUGGCUUUAGAGGCUUCUACAGGGGUUACGUGGCCUCACUGCUCACCUACAUCCCCAACAGUGCAGUCUGGUGGCCCUUCUACCAUUUCUAUGCUGAACAACUUUCUAGCUUGACUCCUAAAGACUGUCCCCAUCUCCUCCUUCAAGCUAUAUCUGGGCCACUUGCAGCUGCAACAGCUUCAACACUCACCAACCCCAUGGAUGUCAUCAGGGCUCGGGUUCAGGUGGAAGGCAAGAGCUCCAUCAUCCUCACGUUCAAACAGCUCAUGGCAGAGGAAGGUCCCUGGGGCCUGACAAAGGGCCUCUCCGCCCGUAUCAUCUCAGCUACUCCUUCCACCAUCGUCAUCGUGGUGGGCUAUGAAACUCUGAAGAAGCUGAGCCUCCGCCCAGAGCUGGUGGAUUCAAGACACUGGUAGAGGCAAGUGGUGAAGAGAAACCUUCCUUUGCACCCUCGGUUGGACCGUCCUGGUGGAGAGCUUGAGGGUAGGAGAAGCUGCUGCCUUCUCCUUUGUCUCCAGCCGGUUUCACAGAACAAGGCAGAACCAAGAGCACCUGCAGCUCGCCUCUUCGGGUUCGCCUGUCACCCAGUGCUCUGCUGCAAACCAUCAGGAUGUGACCUUUGGCAACGCAGUUUGCCCGUGACGCUUUGUCCAGGAGCACAUCCUGGCCCCACCUUCCUUCCCGUAGGGGGGUUUUAGGUGAAAGACUUCCCUGGCUGGAGCCAAAAGCCAGCUUCAGUUGUUCUAAUCGUUGCCAAGCUGCCGCGGAGGAGAGGGCAGCACACGGCAGCAAGAGCCCUCUCGUGGGUUGGCUGCUCACUGCACUUGUCCUGUGGGAAGCUGGAAGAUCCAGCCCCGUUUCUCCAGUCACCCACGUUGAUUUCUAGAUGUGAGUAACCUGGAACCACUUCAGCCCUUCUUUGAGGCGAUCUGUAACAUCCCCUUUUUGUAUGCACUCAGAAAAUGGUUUCCUAUCUCUCAUCCUUCAAACAGCAAAACAGGAGUCGAGCUGUUUGUAACCACCUGGUGGCAGUUUGGACACUCAACCUGUGCUUUUAAUCUGGUGUUAUUUAAUGUUUUUAUCUUAGGGACGCUGCUUCUGAUUUCGGGGGGGACUGAGUGGUUGUGCUGUGGCCUUGUUCAACGUGUCAGUAGUGCAUGUUCAGGGUGGCCGCUGCCACUUCCCACCUUUUCCUUAGUUGAAGCACAAACAAGGGUGGCGUUUGGAAGCUUGUGCUGCCGGCACGAGAGUGAGUUGAGCUCCAACUGGAUGUGAGGUGGGGAAGGAAGAAACCUUGGACUGGCUUUUGAUCCAGUUCCAACCUGGUUGACGUGUUCAUAUUGAAUAAGAAGUGAUGGGUCACUAAUACUUUGUACGUUUAAAUCCUGCUUCUCCUGUUUGGGAAGGGCAGGGAUGACUCUUUGCACUGUCGUGCUGGAUCAAAACCUUAAGCCAUGCUCCUGUGUUUUUUAACCUGCAAUCGAGUGACGAAGCAAGAGGGGAGGAGAAGGGCUGACGGGGUUGCUUUGGCUCUCAGUAGUUGAGGUUUGCCGCUCCUCAUGCCAUGGUGCUCAUCCCAGGUAGGUGGACACCUGCGAGGGGAGGGAUGCACCUCCACAGCACGGGGGGGUCGCUGCCUCUCAUCAUCUUGCUGCUGGAAUUCUUGGUUGCAGCAUUGGUCCUGCUGCGCUGUGGCUCCUGCCAGGCUCUUGGCUGCCUUUUCACGCCAGCAGAGACUGCCUGGGCCACAGCUGCUGCUGGAGGUGCCAAAAUGCUGCUGACGAUGGACCGAGGCUUGUGCCAUGAGGUGCAGAACUGGGUUCGAAGACGUGGUACUCAUGAGUGGGGUUGCAGAUGAGGCAGGAAAGGCCUUUUAAUCCCACCUUUGUGUCUUGCAGCAUUAAAGAAGGUGGUGAUGCACUCUGCAAGCUGCUCCUCUCUUGCCUUUUUGUUGGUUCUUUCUGUAAUAGCAGAGUGCUCUUCCAGAGUGGAACAGCAGCACCUCAAGGCUUGCAGGGGCCCUCCCGAGCGUGUGGUAGCCCCGUUCUCACACAAAGGUGGUACUAAUCCUGGUUUAAAAUCAAAACUAACCAUCAGGCUCUGGUGGGUACCAGCAGGGUAAGUGUCUGUGUGUGGUGGGGAAGUGGCAGCACGGAUGUAGGGACUUUCCAGCUUCAUGUUCCUCUCGUAACCAGCGAAGUUCUUGACAACUAAUAAACUUCAGAGACCUUCGAUGUGA